CCCCUUGCUGAGUUGGUCGCAAUCAUUGUUUCGCUUCAGCAUUAACCACAUUCCAGAGAGGCGGAGUGCACCCCGUCCACUUCCUCGCAUUCCUUCUCCACAAACGAGUCCCUUGCGCUAAAUUGUGUUUAAAAUGGGUUUUGGCGCACUCUGUCUCUUUUAUAUGUAAGAUGUGGCUGUUAGUGGUGCAUUGCAAUAUUUUCUCGACCUCAGAUUUAAAUGUGAGGCUCUUUUGGAAAUCUGGAGAAAAACUUGACAAGGGAAAAUUCCUCCGCGCAGCGCGCCAUUGACUGUAAAGACCUUUCAAUUUAACAAAAACUGAAGUUGACAAAUGUAUCCUGACGUUGAAACUUUGUGAUAAGGGUUUAUGUUUUCGAAGAAAAAGAUCAUGCAACGCUUCGAUAUUUCCAAGCACACUGGCUGUUCAGCAAACAGGCGACGAUGCCUGGAUUGAGCCUGCGUUUUGUUAUGAUUUCCAAGUGAAAUGCAAUUACUGCUAUCUCACUCGGUAGUCGGUUUGUGGACUAGUGCGCUCUUUCUCUGAACUUGUUCGUCGGCUCCGAAGCAAACCAUGGAUCACUAUGAGGAAGAUUUGGGACUCCGGGCGAGUAAAUUAAUGGAGGACCUUUCCUUAUAUGAAGCAUACAAGGAUGGAAUGUACAGUUUAAGGAGGGACAUGGUUAUCAACCCCGAUUUGGAUUUUUCGUCUCCAACGAUACCCGAGCAGAAAAGUACGACAAUGAAUGGCAACUCUGUGCCUCAGCAACAGACACACACCGUUGAGAAUUACGUGACUGGGAAUAAAGUGUACACUGCGGCUCCCGUGCGCCCCGUGAAUGGCAACAGAGCCGUUCCUGUGGAUUAUUGCACCCCUCAAAGAGACAUAGUUUAUCCUAAUGAAGAUAGCUAUUGCACCAAAUCCGAAAUUGCUUUGCCGUGUUAUAGCGGUGCGUCCGAGCGACACCGGAGGUACUCCUUGGAGGUGCUGGGGCAUAGGUACAGCACUGGUAGCGCGUACGAUGGAGUGGUUUUGAACAAGCCAGUACCUUCACCUGGCAACAGAUGCAACAGUAUAUGUGUUACCACCAACCACGACGGCAGAUACAAUGCAACCAGCCCGCGGUCCAGUUUCGUAUCCUCCCUCUCCUCCCAGGAGCAAAGCAAACAUGCAAGCCCGAGGUCGAGCAUCAGUAGCCCGCGCACGAGUCUGGUGGUACCCGGGCAAGACAAGUAUACGAGUCCCAGGUCCAGUCUGGUACACUGUGAAGGGAGCAGUGCCCCCAGCCCCCGGUCUAGCUAUGCAAGUACAGCCAGUGACACAAGUAAACAUUCCAGCCCAAGGGCCAGUCUGAACAGCUAUGACUGCUGCAGUAAGCCCAGCAGUAACCGCACCAGCGGCAUCAGUAUGGGCUACGACCAAAGGCACAUCAGCCCCAGGUCCAGCACAGCGAGCCAGUAUUCUUGUACCACCAGUCCACGCUCUAGCUAUUCAGAUUCGCGUUACAUGCCUGUGGAGAACCAUGAUCUGGAGGGUGCAGUUUUGCAUGGCAUGCCGGUGGCCAGUCCCCGGUCAAGCAUCUGCAGCCAGGACGGGUGCGCAAGACCCGGGACAAUAGCUAACUGCGUCGUUAGUCCCCGGUCCAGUAUCUCCAGCCACAGUUCCAGAAGUUCCCAGAGCUCCAGGGGAUCUAUGAGCACCUACCCAGAUCUCCAACUGCCUUCACCCAGGUCCUCAAUGCUGGGGACUGGUUUGCAGGAGGACAUACUAACACAAGAUUGUGGCGAUACCAACGGUGUUCAUAGUCGUAUCCAUCUCCAAGCGCUCUCUGGGAUGCCAGAGGCCCUGCCACAGCAUGCACCACAACAGUCAACCCAGGCAGGGAUGAACACAGAGGUGACCGCUGGAUCACCAUCAUCUUCUUAUGGGCUCCAUACGAAAACUCCAGCCUCAGGGCAGAGGUUUAAACUACCUUACCAGGUGACCCCAUGCCGGGAAAGUGGCCCAAGCCAAGCAGAAAGGAGUCUGGAAGCACUCACCUUGGAGCUGGAGAAGGAGUUAGAAAUGCACAUGAAAAAAGAAUACUUUGGUAUCUGUAUCAAGUGUGGGAAAGGUGUGUAUGGAGCCAGCCAAGCCUGUCAGGCCAUGGGGAAUCUGUACCAUACCAACUGCUUCACCUGUUGCUCCUGUGGGAGGAGGCUGAGAGGGAAAGCUUUCUACAACGUCAACGGCAAGGUCUACUGUGAAGAGGACUUCCUGUACUCUGGCUUUCAGCAGACGGCAGAGAAGUGCUUUGUAUGUGGUCACCUCAUCAUGGAAAUGAUCCUGCAGGCACUAGGCAAGUCCUACCACCCUGGCUGCUUCCGCUGUGUGGUCUGCACAGAGGGUCUGGACGGAGUGCCUUUCACUGUGGACGUGGAGAACAACAUCUACUGUGUUAAAGACUACCACACGGUCUUUGCCCCAAAAUGUGCCUCAUGCAACCAGCCCAUCCUCCCUGCUCAGGGCUCUGAGGAGACCAUCCGGGUGGUGUCCAUGGACAAGGACUACCAUGUGGAGUGCUAUCACUGUGAGGACUGUGGCCUCCAGCUAAACGACGAGGAGGGUCACCGCUGUUACCCCCUAGAUUGCCACCUGCUCUGUCACGGCUGCCACAUCCGCAGGCUCAAGGUCCCGGUGCCCGGACACCAGCCACCCAGUUACCCACUACACGUCACUGAGCUGUGAGAGGGCAGGGUCGGCGAGGAACCAACCCCAUCCAAGCCCAACCCACCGCUGACCUGCCUCCCAGGUGACCUGAGACAACAUAGCAGAAAGAAGAACGAAUCCCCCGCCCACGGAAUCCCGGGAACUUCAGAACCUCUUCUUGCAUGACAGAACAGAACAGAGAGACCCUGGGAGACUUCGCUCUCUACUUGCCGGCCGUGCCCUGGGGAGAGGAGAUAGAUACAGGGCCAUGGACAAGUCACAAGACCGGGCUGGGAGAGAGUCCAGUCUCUCUCUCUCUCUCUCUCUCAUCAGUUUUUUUCUCCCUCCUUUCUCCUUUUGGUCUGUGAACAGUGAAGCAGGCCGAGGCCCCAGCCCACCCAGAGGCCCUGGCCGAUGUCAGCACCGUGACCCCUUCACAUUCAUCACAGUGGGGACUGGCCUGGAUGGAGGGAGGGGGCCACUCUCUCUCUAUCUCUAUCGUUCUCUUUUUUCCUCCCUUUCUGUUUUCUUCAUUCCUUCGAGCUGAAGCCCUAUGCCAUGAUGCAUUUACUGCUCCUCUGUCAGAGAGAGAGAGAGCUGGACAGCGUCUCUGCCAGGAGGCUGGGAGGCCAUGAAACAGGCCGCUACAUAACAUUCCAGCACUGUCUGGCAGGGUUAGAGGGUUGGACAUGCUGUGCCUUCAGAGUGGCCUUCCACUGAGAAACCCCACCGAAUGGUGACAGUGCCACAGUCCAGCUAUCUACGGCUCCUUUUGGCUAUGCAAGGGUACCGAGUCUACCAGCAACAGAGCGCCUUCGUGUGCCUCUGUGACACACUCUCCUGUACCAUCCCUUCGUGUGACUCUGUGACACACUCUCCUGUACCAUCCCUUCAUGUGACUCUGUGACACACUCUCCUGUACCAUCCCUUCGUGUGACUCUGUGACACACUCUCCUGUACCAUCCCUUCAUGUGACUCUGUGACACACUCUCCUGUACCAUCCCUUCGUGUGACUCUGUGACACACUCUCCUGUACCAUCCCUUCA
This is a messenger RNA of Oncorhynchus mykiss (rainbow trout), 3732 nucleotides long. Its product is annotated as Wilms tumor protein 1-interacting protein homolog. Gene Ontology annotation, cellular component: nucleus; adherens junction; P-body. The record is from RefSeq and is a predicted model, not a curated record. Gene Ontology annotation, molecular function: transcription corepressor activity. Gene Ontology annotation, biological process: negative regulation of hippo signaling; cytoskeleton organization; regulation of DNA-templated transcription. NCBI's taxonomy places the organism in Eukaryota, Metazoa, Chordata, Actinopteri, Salmoniformes, Salmonidae.